CAGUGGAGGGAUUGGCAGAGUGGGGUGGAGGACACUGAGUGGAGGCCAGUGGAGGGAUUGGCAGAGGGGGUGGAGGACACUGAAUGGAGGCCAGUGGAGGGAUUGGCAGAGGGGGGUGGAGGAGGACACUGAGUGGAAGCCAGUGGAGGGAUUGGCAGAGUGGAGGCCAGUGGAGGGAUUGGCAGAGGGGGGUGGCGGAGAUGGAGCGGCAGGCCAGUGAGGAGGGAGUUGCAGUAGUCCAGUCGUGAUAUGAUGAGGGAGUGGAUGAGCUGUUUAGUGAUUGGACUUGGGGCUGGAAGGAUAGGUUGGAGUCCAG
This is a messenger RNA of Staurois parvus, 316 nucleotides long. The record is from the annotation of a GenBank genome assembly. Lineage: Eukaryota; Metazoa; Chordata; Amphibia; Anura; Ranidae.